UCUCCUGGUCUCUCUGCUUCCUCUUUGUACUCAAAGUGUGGAUGCUGAACUUGUAGACAUGGGUAGUCUUGGCAAAAUUACAGAGUUUUUUCGUAAGAAUUAUGAAACAGGGCAAUAUGCAGUAGCCAUCAAUGUCCCAAAGGAGCAGUGUAUCACUUUUGACGAGUUAACAUUCCUGAAAGGAGAGAACGAUGUGAGGCAAAGUCUCCAAGAGAGUCUGCAUAUCUAUGUAGGCACUGAGCUGAUUGCUGCAGGAGUUUUGGGGAACAAACAUUCAGAAGAUCUACUGAUGAAUCCUCCAAAUGGUUCUUACUUGACACAAUUGUUAAAAAAAAAAGGAUUGGAUGGAUGUGUGGUUUUCUACACCUUAAACUCUCCCUGUAUAGACAAUUGUCUCAGUAACAAUGAGGACAGCAUUUUACCAGGUCUUGCUGAAUUAAAGGCACACACAGGAAUUAAAGCCUUUGCUUUCAAACAUAUUUAUCAGUGGGACCAAAACAAAAAUAAUCUGCCCGCAGAACUGGGGAAGGUUGCUGAACGUGUGCCUCUCUACCGCUGUUUCUAUGAAUGUAUCCUUUGUGGAAAACCAGGAUCAAGCACAAUAACAAAGGAGUCUUGCCGAUGGGGGAAUUUGCUGUCCAUCGGGGUUCCUUCCAGAACUGUUGUUCUGGGGGAUGAGCCAGAGGCUGAGGCUGAACUGGAGGGCGUUGAUGUGAUGAUGCCGAAUCACAGUCUGCUUGGCUUACAAGACGGUUCUUCUUGUCUGGACACGAAAGUUGAUGGGGCUGCUUUAAAUGAGGGUGAAAAAGUCAAGCUGGCCGAGUUGUUGAGAUCUUUUGCUGAAUUAUUUGAUGGACAUCUAGGCCAUACAUCCAUAGUUGAGCUGAUGGACAUGUAG
This is a messenger RNA of Sinocyclocheilus rhinocerous, 898 nucleotides long. RefSeq lists its product as uncharacterized. NCBI's taxonomy places the organism in Eukaryota, Metazoa, Chordata, Actinopteri, Cypriniformes, Cyprinidae. The transcript has 4 exons. The record is from RefSeq and is a predicted model, not a curated record. The coding region runs from base 59 to 898 and encodes 279 amino acids.